AUGAUGAUGAAUUCACCACGCAGAAACACAGUGCAAGUAUUCCAAGUCGAUCACGGCUCGGUGCUGGAAGGGAUCUUCAGUGGGUCGUCGCCGGUAUACCAACAAGAAGACAAUAAUAAGCCAAGGCUGGUCAUGGGCAAUGGGAAACGAGGUUCAUUGACAUCUACAUCCGAUCACAAGAAAUGGACCACGAAUUCGCCGGCGGCGGUCUUUGAGGAGAGCGGUAGCAGCAAACCAAGAUUAAUGGUUGGUGGCAACCCACGACGAGCGUCGGCACCGGUAUCGCCCAAGAAGAAGACCAACAAACUCCAACAGUACCUAUCCAAAAAGAAGAAUGGACUGCCACUAUGA
Messenger RNA from Seminavis robusta, 351 nucleotides. The record is from the annotation of a GenBank genome assembly. NCBI's taxonomy places the organism in Eukaryota, Bacillariophyta, Bacillariophyceae, Naviculales, Naviculaceae.